Molecule: messenger RNA, 1251 nt
Organism: Trichomonas vaginalis G3
Lineage: Eukaryota; Parabasalia; Trichomonadida; Trichomonadidae
Exons: 1
Coding region: 1-1251 (416 amino acids)
Molecular function (GO): protein binding
Source: RefSeq, a predicted model, not a curated record
AUGAGCUCGGAACAAGAGAAUACAAAGGUUGAGGAAAAGCCACAAGAUGAGAAAUUACCUAAGUCAUUCACAGUUCUUCCUCCGAUUGCAAAUCCUAAAAUCCCACGUCUCGUUGAUCUUUGCGUUGAUACAAUAAUUAAAAAUUUCACAGAAUGUUCUAAAUUACACUUAAUUCCAAGAAAAUAUCAAACAAAAAUACUUCAAAAAUUACCUCUCGACAUUAAUUUAUCUCAUGCUGUUAUGACAAUUCCAGAUGGAAUUUAUUGGAAGCGCAUUGUUCAAUCAAAGUAUGCAAACGUUCCACAUAGCCCAAAGAUGACCCAGUGGAAGCGUUUUGUACUCGAACAAAUUGCAAGCAAUGCCCUCGAAAAUGCAACAAAAGAAACAAUCGAUAAAGUCUUUGAAGAUUUAACCGUUCUUAGCCCAUUCGUUCGUACAAUUAAAAUGUCACGCUGCCCUAGCAAGAUUUCAAUGGCGAAACUCUUCAGAACUUUCCGUGGCCUUCGUAAAUUGACAUUAGUUUAUGGUGAGCCACGCCGCAACUUUGCACAAUACGAAGAAUUCGACCAAUUUACUAUACAACAAGAGAUGAGUGCAUCACAACGCGAUUGCACCGCUCUCCAAAAAGAUUUCGAGCAAAUUGGUUCUUUCUGUGCCUUAGAAGAGUUCGAGAUGUCAGACAACUCACUCACAGACAAAUGUGCUCAGAUUAUCGGCUAUGGUCUUAUUCAUCUUAAACGUCUUACAUCAAUAACUUUUGCACACAAUGAAAUCGGAAACAAUGGUUUCCAGAACCUUGUUCAGUGUGUCCGUUCUGCUCCAAUUCGCUAUAUCGAUGUCUCCGACAACAAGAUUGGCGCCAGCGGUGUUCAAUCUCUUGCAGCAGCCGUUGAAAAGAACACAACCCUCGAAUACCUCAAUAUCAGCAGCAACCAACUCAGCGACAAAGGCGUCUACGGAGUCUCACAAAUCAUCGAGAAAUCUCCAUCUCUUAAAUAUCUCGACAUAUCAGGUAACCGUAUCGAACACUUUACAGAGAUCAUUGAAGCCCUUAAGAAGAACACAACCCUCACAGACUUCAUUGCUGCAGCAAACCCAAUUUGCGCAGAAGAUCAGGAAAUCUUUGUAAAGUUCGACCAAUUCAACCAAACUCUCCAGACUAUCGAUGUAAGAUACUACCCAACAAACGAAGAAGAUUACAUCGUAAAGACAACAGAGACAUCAGAAGCACCAAUUCUCCGUAUCAAAUAA